AUGAUAUACCCUUCUCUCGUUUCAACAGCCGCACUAGCUGCAUCUCUUUCCAGUGGCGUCACAGCUAAUGCUAUACCGAGAGCCUCCACUAUCGCGUUUCAAGAUGGUCUCGUGGCAGAAGCUGGGGGCAUGCAUAACGUGCGCAUCACCUAUAAUGCGCCUCUGGAUGGCGAGCUCAGUCUCCACUAUGGCGACUGUGAGGUAGCCUCUCCAGACGACUGCCACCAUACGCUCGGCAAGACACAUGUUGGCUCGCAUCCCCUGGCUAAGAGGCAUGAGGCUCAUGAGUACCGACGUCCGGCGAAGUUCGUGUGGCUUCCGCCGGUGGAUAUUGCUUCUGGCGGGUGCCUGCAUGCGUUCUCUGGGGAUGUGCUUGUUGGGAGAUCGGCUCCUGUGGCUGUUGCUGAGCGGAAGAGGAAACGAUGGACUGCUGCCGCAGAUAUCAUGGAUGCCGAAGGCCCCUGGUUCGACGGCGUCGAGUAUCUCCAAGAGAAAGAGCCUGACGAGGCCUUUGUAGCAGCCGCUAAAUCGAAGACCAUCGGCAUUGUUGGAGGAGGCAUGUCUGGACUCAUGACUGCUCACCUGCUUGAUAGUGUUGGCUUCCAUGAUUGGAAGAUUAUUGAGGCUUCGAGUCGCAUUGGUGGGAGAAUGGGCCCAAUGCGAUUUCCUACAGAAAUCACAUACGAUGAUCCUGCCGAGACGAUCCCCAUCUUGGAUCAUAGGAUGGUGUUCCAGCUCGGCGACGUUCUGAACAAGCAGAAUGGCAACGACUCCGAGUAUCUAGUCAACUUCAUCAAAUGGAUUCAAGCCGCCGCCAACGACCCAGCAACUUACUCGACCAACGCCAACCUGACGUACUCGAACGCCACUGCCGUUGCUCUGGCCGAGUCUGCCUAUGAAGACUGGGUUGGUAUGGACCGUGAAAGGUAUCGAUCGAUCGCUUCGAACGUCUACAAGGCCCACAAAUGGGCUGUUGACAACGGCUACUUUCACUUCAGCGAAGCCGGGUACCUCAAGUACGCCCUACAAAUGUCCAACAACAUCACCGACGAAGUGGACUCGACCCUCGACAACUCCCCAUCGUGGGAGUACGAAAGUGUCUACUUCUCCGCGACCUCGUGGAAGACCAUCGACAAAGGCCUAACAAGCCUGCCAAAAGCCUUCGGCCCCCAAGUCCUCAACCGAACGAUCUUUCAAACCGCCGUGCAAGGCAUGUCCUGGGACAACUCAACCCAAAAGAUGACACUCCAAUACCGCAACAAGAACCCCUUCGACAUCGAGCCCGAAACCAUGUCCUUCGACUACGUCGUCGUCGCGGUGCCCUUCAGCAAAGUCCGCCUCUGGCGCCUCCCUGAAUACACCGACCUCCUUAGCCGCGCGAUCCAACGCCUCAACUACGAUCAAUCCUGCAAAGUCGCCCUGCACUACAAGACCCGCUUCUGGGAACACCUCGAGCACCCCAUCAUCGGCGGCUGCGGCUCGACCGACAUCCCGCAAAUCGGCUCCGUCUGCUACCCGAGCUACAAAAUCAACUCGACCGGCCCCGGUGUGAUUCUAGGCUCCUACGUCUCCACCACCGGCGCGCGCUCCGUUGGCUCCAUGACGGACGAAGAGCACGUCGCGUACGUCCAGCGCGCGAUGAUCGAGAUCCACGGCACGAUCGCGCAGGAGCAGUUCACAGGCUCCUACGACCGGCACUGUUGGGAGUUUGACCAGUACCAGGCGGGGGCGUGGUGCGGGCCGCUGGUGGGGCAGCAGGAGUUGUAUCUGCCGGCGUAUUUUCACACCGAGAAGAAUACGGUGUUUGUGGGCGAGCAUACGAGUUUUACGCAUGCUUGGAUUUGGAGCGCGCUGGAGAGUGCGGUGAGGGGGACGAGUCAGUUGUUGUUGGAUAUGGGGCUGGUGGAUGAGGCGAAGGAGAUUACGGAGUUUUGGAUGGCGAGGUGGAUUAGUAUGUGA
Zasmidium cellare ATCC 36951 is the source of this 1959-nucleotide messenger RNA. RefSeq lists its product as uncharacterized. Lineage: Eukaryota; Fungi; Ascomycota; Dothideomycetes; Mycosphaerellales; Mycosphaerellaceae. The record is from RefSeq and is a predicted model, not a curated record. Bases 1 to 1959 code for a protein of 652 amino acids. Gene Ontology annotation, molecular function: polyamine oxidase activity; L-amino-acid oxidase activity. Gene Ontology annotation, biological process: amino acid catabolic process. The transcript is spliced from 4 exons.